AUGUCCAACCAUCAAAUCGAUCUACGCGCAUAUGCUAUACCGCUCUUACACGCUGCCAAAUACCCAGCCUAUGAUGUAUGUGGGGCGUUAUUAGGGAAAAUAGGAACGAAGGAUCAACAUCACACCGAGAUUACCACAGCUGUGCCGUUCUUCCAUCAGUGGACAACCGUGACACCUAUGCUAGAGGUUGCCUUAAAGCAGACUGAAAUGUAUGCAAAGAAACAUGGUUGGGUUAUUGUUGGUUGGUAUUAUGGUAAAGCAUGUCUUAAUGACUCAGCCAUACCCGAGAGUGCGAAAAAAGUAGCAGAAGCAAUAAAGAAUAAUAAUGGAGGCAAAGCAUAUGUAUUCAUGAUUGAUAAUGAACAAUUCUCAGCGUCAGAGCCGAACAAAUCUGUUAUUAUAAUGUUUUUGGAUGCAAAACUAACCAAAUUUUUGAAGCCCUACAUUGCCGCUGAUAAUGGUUGGAAGAAGUUAGCAGAGGAUCAGAUCAUAUUAACAGAAACAAAUACGUAUGCGAAAACUUUGGAGCUCAUUAACAAAUCACUAUAUACUGAUAUUCAUGAUUUUGAUGAACAUUUGAAUAAUGUAUCUUUGAACUGGUUAGAUGUCAGUCAAUUACGCUUAAUAUAA
Messenger RNA from Mycotypha africana, 630 nucleotides. RefSeq lists its product as uncharacterized. The coding region runs from base 1 to 630 and encodes 209 amino acids. The transcript is spliced from 4 exons. The record is from RefSeq and is a predicted model, not a curated record. NCBI's taxonomy places the organism in Eukaryota, Fungi, Mucoromycota, Mucoromycetes, Mucorales, Mycotyphaceae. Gene Ontology annotation, cellular component: EMC complex.